Molecule: messenger RNA, 586 nt
Organism: Callorhinus ursinus (northern fur seal)
Lineage: Eukaryota; Metazoa; Chordata; Mammalia; Carnivora; Otariidae
Source: RefSeq, a predicted model, not a curated record
AGGUCCACCGGUAACCCUAGACGACAAAGCAGAGAUGGGCACAGGACGUUGCGUGGGACGCCCUGCCGGCCUCCUCUAGAUGGGGAUCCCUCUGCUCUCAUUGUCCGAAGGAUGACGGGCCCUAGGAAGAAAAAGAGCCCCUGUCUCCAAGGGCCAUCUCCUCCAUUCUGGGCACCUGGCUGGACCAGUACUCAGAGGACUUCUGUCAGCCCGGACGUUCCCUGCCUCAAGCAGCUGGUGGCCCAUGUGCAGCUCAACAUGCCCGGUUCUGACCUGGAGCGCCAUGCCCACCUUCUGAUGGCCCAGUUGGAGCACGCAGAGCCGACGCAGGCUGACCCUGAGGAUGAGAAGACCGGAGCUGCUCCACCAUCUGAGGAGCUAGAGCGACUCCAUCUGCAUCUCUAGCAUGUGUCAGGAGCCAGGUGCAGGGACAGAAUCCAGGCCAGCUUCCACGGGGCUCUGCAAACACAGGAACUGUCACUCAGCUCGGAGGCCUCACAGCCCUGCCCGACGUCCUCACUGUCCCCCUGCCCAGCCCCCUGCUGCUCCCAGAUCAGACACACACCUGUGCGUGCACAGCCCAGAG